CAGCAUUGUAUUAGAGGUAUAUAGGGGCAGCAGUAAGCUGCUCUAAAGGCAUCUCAUCAUCAUCAGAGAAAUAAUUACAUCUCAACCAAAGACAGGCUCCUGCAGAAUCUUAAAAAAGUUUAUCCUCUGUUUCAAGAUGCCGACCACCAACAGAAUUAUCUCUGAAACCCGAAAGUCAGAUAAAGUUUAUGCAGGAAAGAAAAAUAAAGCUGGAAACACGCUUGCAGUAAAAAUCCCUGUCUAUGAGCCAAAUAUUCCUGAACCAAAAUGUCGGGCUGAUCUCAUCAAACACUGGAUUAAUCUGUCUCUGGAUGACAGAACAUCCAAUAAGGUGCUGUGGAUCACAGAAGAUGGGGCUAAAGUGACCCGUAUGACUGAUGACAUCACUUGUCCUGUAUUGGACAGACCAGAAAGAUACGAGUACACACCACAGGUUCUUUGCAAAGAAGGCAUCCUUGGUUUCCGAGGCUAUUGGGAGGUACAAUUCUCUGGAUGGGUUGUGAUCGGAGUAGCAUUUGAAAGAUCCGGAAGGAGAAACAGCGAGGGGCCCUGUGGUCUCGGAGAAAACGAGGAAUCCUGGGGGCUGGAAUGGAGCGGCUCCUGCUAUCAAGUCUGGCACAAUGGGCAUGGAAAGGAGAUAGGAGGGAUUCCCCAUUAUACCACAAUAGGUGUAUAUGUUGAUCAGCCCGCUGGUUUACUCAGCUUCUAUGCUGUUGAAGAGAUAGAAGAGGGAGAGGGAGGUCCACUCAGAAAAGAGGUUAAGCUUUUGCACCAGAUCAGAAGCUCGUUUAAACAGAAACUGCUGCCUGGUUUCUGGGUGGGGACAAACUCUUACUGUUUAAUCCUAAAAAAAGAGGAAUAGAGAACCAGACUGACAUCUGAACACCAGAUCUUGCAGUGAAUAAAACUAAAUUCUGCAAAUAAAUGAGGGUUGCUGAAAGAAUCCCUUUAAGAUAAAACAAGUAGGUGGAGAGCUUUAAACAAAUUUAACUGGAAAGACCAACAAAGGGAUUUAAUAUGUUUGGUUCCCUUUUCACUUGUUGUCUACCUAGACUUCUGGUUCUAGAUUAACACACCAGUAGCAAGCAUAGCAUAUUAUUUCCACUAUAUGUAAAGUAAUUUUAAGGGACACUUCCAGUUAAAAUCUUUUGCCAUUCAUCUUCUACAUCAGCUUCUUCUGUAGAAGUCAAUGGCAACUGGUGCCAUUUUCUACUGUAGUGGUCUAUGGGUAAAAGUAGGAUUCACUCUGGUCAAAUUGGCAAUCCAUCACAGGGCAACAGUACAAACAGCCAUACACAAACUCAAUUAUACCUAAGAUUAAUUCAGAGACCUUGUUGACCUAACAGUCAUCGUUAUAGACUGUUGAAACAAAGCCAGAGGAACCCUAAGAAGGGAUUCAAACCAGGAACCUUCCUGCUGAUAGGCACCAAUGCAGCUAACUGUGCAAAAUAAAACAGAGUAGCAAUUUUGUGAAGAAUUUUGGAGAAAAAUGCAUUGUUUUAACCAAGAAUCUCUUAAGAAAGUUUUAAGGGGCAAAAAAUGGCUUUCUGUUGCUUGUAUUGUGUCAUCAUGGAGUACACUCAGGAGCAUUUAUAACAUGGCAGAUAUGUUGGUUGGAUAAAGGGCUUUCAAACAAGACACCUGUGUCAGUAACUCAGAAACAGGCUAGACCUUUGCUUACUGGUUACAGUAAGUCUUUCUACUAAGUUACUCGAGGAUCAUGGGUACAUCAGACAGCAUAAAGAGAGCUGUACGAUAAC
This is a messenger RNA of Cyprinodon variegatus (sheepshead minnow), 1760 nucleotides long. Its product is annotated as stonustoxin subunit beta-like. The record is from RefSeq and is a predicted model, not a curated record. Bases 137 to 862 code for a protein of 241 amino acids. NCBI's taxonomy places the organism in Eukaryota, Metazoa, Chordata, Actinopteri, Cyprinodontiformes, Cyprinodontidae. Gene Ontology annotation, molecular function: protein binding. The transcript has 5 exons.